This is a messenger RNA of Moneuplotes crassus, 1579 nucleotides long. NCBI's taxonomy places the organism in Eukaryota, Ciliophora, Spirotrichea, Euplotida, Euplotidae. The record is from the annotation of a GenBank genome assembly.
UUUAAUUUUGCAGUUUUCAUGGAAGCCACAAAGACAUUUGAUCUACAAACACAGAAGCACAAGUCUAAUGCAGAGGGGUUAAGUUUCGAUGAACUUUACGAGAGCCUAACCAAAGGAGUCUGCGGUAGAGGAAGUCAGACUAAGAUACCUGAAAUUAGGGACGGCAUAUUGGUAUCAUCCACACCUCCCAGAGUUAAUACUAAAGAAAUUGAAGUCGAUGCUUUCUUAGUGGAGUCAUUUAGUAAAAAAUCAAACAAAGGCAAAUAAACCAAAGAAGAAAGAGCAACUGAAUGGGCUUAGGCAAGAAAAUGAAGAAUUACGCAAGCAGAUUAAUGACUUAAAGGUUACCCUUAAGAUUAAUAAAGAUUGUAUGAAUAUUAUGCUAGAGCCAUCUAAUAGAUUUCAGCAGAUAAAUAUUGUAAAUUCUUUCGUAAAGGAAAACAUCAAGUUGCAAAAUGAGGUCUUUAGAGUGCAAAAAUAAGUUAAUAGCAGUUCUCCACUCUCAAAUUCUCCAAAAGAAAGACAGUUUCGUUAUCAAGAAAGACAGUUUUCAUCAAAAGAAAAUCGACGACAUAGAAUUACCUACUAAGCCCAUUGAGAAGAGUGCCCCUUGUCAGAAUCCUGAGCAGGAUGAGCCAGAGAUUCCUUCUCCGCAAACCGAAUACAUUUCUCAGCUAAAGGACAACAAUAAAGUUCUGAAAGACCUGAUCAGGAACAAGAACAAAGAAAUAGUCUCACUUGAGAUGACAAUUAAAUAAGGAUAAAAUAAGCCAAAGGAAGGAAAUGAUGGAGUGUAAAUAAGGAAAAGAAUGACAUGAAGGCUAAACUCAAGAAAUACCAGGACUUUGUCAAGGGUCUCCUUGGCAAUUACAUGGAUGUCGCCAUCCCUGUCAUCACUGAUGACAUUCAUAUCGUCACUGAUUGAUCUCAUCUGAUGUGGAUUCCUGAGAAAUUAGUUGAAACUCAGUCACUAUUUCAGGCUGAUAAAGUCCUCCCAGAGGGAUUUGAGGAAAGCCUUGAGAAGCUCAAGGAAGAAAUCAAGAAUAUGCAAGAUCAAGGCGAAGGAGAUCAAGAAGAAGAGUUUGAUGACGACCAAGAAGAAAAUGAUCAGGCUAAUUUUGAUGACCAAAUUAUCAAUUUCACAGAACCAGUUUUGAACAGGCAUAAAGUUAGUAGAGGAAAUAGUGCCACUGUAAUAAUGAUGGGACAAGAAGAAGCAGAGAGAUUCUUCUCCUCGAGAUUGGAUAAUAAUACCUUUUAUCAGCAGAGUAGAGGGACUGUAAGGUAUGUCAGCAAUGUCCCUGAGUCUUUUAACCAACUCAAAUAUCUCAAGACCUUUAAAGAUAAAGGAAAAUGGAAAUUAGCUCCAAAAGAUCAAGACAAAAAUGAAUUUGAUGAGUCCGAAAAUGAUGAAGAGUAUUACGAAUAUGAUGAUUACGAGGAUGAGCUGGAAAAUAAUGGAUAUGGAGGAGCUGUUGAUAGUUCUAGAGAGGACAAUAAAAGCUCAUCAAUUUCCCCCAAGAACAAAGAGACUAAUGGUAUAUCAAUCACCAACUUGAACAAGUUCUAUAAAAAGUAA